Molecule: messenger RNA, 525 nt
Organism: Puccinia triticina
Lineage: Eukaryota; Fungi; Basidiomycota; Pucciniomycetes; Pucciniales; Pucciniaceae
Exons: 7
Coding region: 1-525 (174 amino acids)
Source: RefSeq, a predicted model, not a curated record
AUGGCUCAAUGCCGCCUAAUCCGCUCCACCCCCACAACGCCCGCCCCGGCAACUAACGCAUUUGCUCCGUGCACCCGUGUCACCAACACCAGCCCCAUUUCCAGUUUCACGGCCACCUCCGAGCACUCAUGGGCCCUCAAUCUCCUGCCUCACCACCUGCUCCAUCAACUCUUACUCGCCUCGCGCCCAAAACAACUCCUCACCAGGGCCUACCGCGCCACCCCUAUCGUCGCCAGAGUGUCCACUACUGACCAAUUUGUCGCUCAAACCCAACAUCAGUUGUCCAAAUCCUCCGCUAAACGGAACAUCCUCCCCAACCCGUCCCUGUUCGAGGACGACCAGGCCCACGGAUCCCUCUCCCUCGUAAGCUUUGUCGUCCCGCCCCAACCCGACGCUAAGCUACUUGGAUUGCUCGCCACGAGCUCCGUCGUCCGUUCGGCGCUGCGGGCCUUGCAGAUGAAUUCUGUCUCUGCGGAUCUGGUCGAUGAAAGCCCAGCAUUGGUGACCAAUGCCUGGCCAGUCUAG